Molecule: messenger RNA, 1025 nt
Organism: Xiphophorus couchianus (Monterrey platyfish)
Lineage: Eukaryota; Metazoa; Chordata; Actinopteri; Cyprinodontiformes; Poeciliidae
Exons: 4
Coding region: 135-908 (257 amino acids)
Biological process (GO): cell adhesion
Molecular function (GO): integrin binding
Source: RefSeq, a predicted model, not a curated record
AUGCGCUGAGGAAACUGGCUGAGGUGUCAACAUUGUUUCACUCAGUCCAGCAAAAAUCAAAAAAAAAAAGAAGGAAAUGGGAGGAUUUAGUUCGUGUCCUGUGGGGAAAUUUUUCUUUUUCUGAUGAAGCUAAGAUGAAGUUCACUGGCUGUUUGGGGAUAAUGGCUUCCAGUUUGAUUCUGUUACUGGUUUGCUCCUUGACUUUCUUCUCCUGUGUGAGCGGCUGUGAUUACAGCUGUCCAGAUAAUCCUGUGAUGACUCCGUCCAGGCUGGUGGUGAAGUUCGGUGAUCCAGCCUCUGCUACAUGUGUAGCCUGUCAGCAGGCCUGUUUUCCCCUGGAUGACAGUAUUAGAAAUAUGGAAGCUUCUCUUGGAACUUCUAACAUAAAUGGAAGCACAGUGACCUGGACAGUGAACCAAAUGACUGAGUGGAAUUUAACUCCAAAGUGCUACUAUACUACCAUAAUGAAUGAUCAGUGUUGCACUGACCUGCCUGUUACUGUCUACAAACCUCCAGAAAGUGUGUCCUUCAGCUUAAACCCCUCUGGACCUCUGACUGAGGGUUCAGAGGUCACGCUGCAGUGUGAUGUACAGAACGUCGCUCCGGCUGAAAACCUCACUGUGACCUUUUACAGAGGUCACACGCUUCUGGGUCAAGUGAAAAGCAGCAAUACUGCAAAGAAACCAGUUAAUGAGAUAUUUUCUAUGAGCUACAACAACACAAAAGAAGAUAAUGGAGUCCAGUUCUGGUGUGAAGCCAAGCUGGAACUGGUUGUUGAAGGACCACAGCCCCCUCUAGUGGUGAAAUCAAAUGAGACUACAGUUGUUUGGAAGACAAACCCCAAGCCCAGUCGGAAACUUUGCAGGUUCAUCCUCUGCUUGACGCUGUUAGUCGCUGCUUCUGUUUGAGUCAGAGUUCGCUAAGAUGCGCUGAUAAACUGAAAUCAGUCAAAUCAGCAGUUCUGACUUUCAGGGUGAUGUGUGUUUCCUUGUAUAGUUACAUUUUAUUUGGCUCAGCUCUUUUUU